This is a messenger RNA of Manihot esculenta (cassava), 435 nucleotides long. RefSeq lists its product as uncharacterized. The transcript is spliced from 2 exons. Lineage: Eukaryota; Viridiplantae; Streptophyta; Magnoliopsida; Malpighiales; Euphorbiaceae. The record is from RefSeq and is a predicted model, not a curated record. Bases 1 to 435 code for a protein of 144 amino acids.
AUGUUUAAAUCUAGAUUUAUCACCUGCAUACCUCCUAAAAAGCUCUCAUCUGACUUGCAAAAGAUUCGCCAAGGAGAGGGCGAGUCUUUAAGGAGUUAUAUCUCACGUUUCAAUGCUGAAGCGAUACAGGUGGAAGAGUUAAAUCACGAAAUAGCGUACAAGACAUUGAAAAAGGAAACUCGCGACAUCAAAUUCAUGGACUCUUUGAUCAAGAAUCAUGCCACUACUUAUUAUCAGCUAAUGGAUAAAGCUCAGAAGUACAUAAGGUUGGAUGAUGAAGUCCAGACGUUAAAGGAAGAUAAGAGGACGAGUCAAAAUAAGACUCAAAAGUUAGAUAAGCAAAGCUACAAAAGUGAAAUGAGUUAUCCAAUAUCACGCAGUAAGAAUAACCAAGGGAUAGGAACUGCUAUGGGAGUGCCCUUGAAAGAAGACUAG